Zea mays is the source of this 746-nucleotide messenger RNA. RefSeq lists its product as uncharacterized. Gene Ontology annotation, cellular component: plasmodesma. The record is from RefSeq and is marked validated. NCBI's taxonomy places the organism in Eukaryota, Viridiplantae, Streptophyta, Magnoliopsida, Poales, Poaceae. Gene Ontology annotation, biological process: calcium-mediated signaling.
ACGCCACCACCAAACGCCUCUCUCUCUCUCUCUCUCUCUCUCUCUCUCUCUCUCUCUCUCUCUCUCUCUCUCUCUCUCUCUCGGCCGCCGGCCCUCCGUCGCAUUCAACACGUACGCCAUGGCGCGCCUGCUCCGCGCCGCCGCCGUCCUGGCGCUCCUGGCCGUCUCCACCGCCGCGCUGUCGGCGCCGGCGUGGGCGGGCGGCGUGUCCGCCGGCGACCUGGCCCAUCUGGGCGCCGCCGUCGUGAUUCGGCGCGGCGGCGGGCGGGCGUGCCGCGGCGGUACGACGGUGGGCGAGUGCAUGGAGUACCUGGACGUGGACGCCGAGGGCGAGGCCGACGUCGCCGGCAUGGCCACGGGCGGCAGCAAGCGCCGGGUGCUGCAGGGCGGCUCCGGCUACAUCGGCUACGACGCGCUGCGCCGGGACAACGUGCCCUGCUCGCAGCGCGGCGCGUCCUACUACAACUGCCAGCCCGGCGCCGAGGCCAACCCCUACUCCCGCGGCUGCAGCGCCAUCACCCAGUGCAGGGGCUGAUCGAUGCAUGCAUGGUUUCACAUUCCAUUCUCCGGCAGCAGGGUAAAUCGGUUGCUGCUAGCUUCAUUCAUGCAUGUGUGUGGUGCUUGAUUUUCUUUUUUGGGGUCUUUAAUUGUCGUCCGUCGAUUAUUGUGGUGCAGUGGAGAUGUGUCUGUGCUGUUGCUAGCAUCCUUUUCAGGAUGAAUCUAAAAGUAAUAAUAAUAAUUAUAUA